Messenger RNA from Bacillus rossius redtenbacheri, 11976 nucleotides. It is a transcript of the gene wit, whose product is annotated as bone morphogenetic protein receptor type-2. The transcript is spliced from 14 exons. Gene Ontology annotation, biological process: cellular response to growth factor stimulus; protein phosphorylation; BMP signaling pathway. Lineage: Eukaryota; Metazoa; Arthropoda; Insecta; Phasmatodea; Bacillidae. Bases 357 to 2900 code for a protein of 847 amino acids. Gene Ontology annotation, molecular function: transforming growth factor beta receptor activity; ATP binding. The record is from RefSeq and is a predicted model, not a curated record. Gene Ontology annotation, cellular component: signaling receptor complex; plasma membrane.
UUUUUUUGAGAUUAUAUUUCCCUUUAUAUAGGGAAUUCUUGUUUGAUUGAUUGUAGUCUUGUGUUGAGCAUAGAAUUGGUGUUUAGUUCGGUGCAGGAGUCAUAGAAAAGGCAGGAGUUUUGCUAAUUCGAGUAUGUGCAAUUUUGACAUUACUAGUGCAGUGUUUUUUUGAAAAAUAAAAAUAAACAAGUUAUUGGACAUUUGUUGUUAAACUGUGACGUAACCAAAGAUAAUGGAUCGUGAACUUAAUUGAGUGGAGCGGCCGCGGUCCCGGUGGCUAGGGUGCCUGCGACUGGCUCGGGCCUCGAGGAUGGGACUGACGCACUGAGCUCCCCGCUGGCCAGACAGGCGGUAGGAUGGACAAGUCUCUGCUCGUGCUCAUGGUCGCAGCCUUGAAUCAUGCCGAAGGGUCUCAAGUCGUGGAGCAGCGGUCGUGUGCUCACGUGUACCGGAGCGUGGAGCACCUGUCCGUCCAGCGUUCCCCGUACGAAGACUCCUCGGAGGACUACUCCACAGCCGAGAUACUGGAUAUCGGGGGACAGAAGGUGGAGAAAUGCACCAAGUCUACCAACCACUGCUACGCCCUUUGGCAAGAAGACACGUCUAGCAAUGGCAGCACUGUUAUAAUCAUGGGUCAAGGCUGCUGGGAGAGCUCCGGCAAGCAGGACUGCGAGCGCCCGCAGUGUGUGGCCGACAAGAAGCCGCCCAAGGCCCUCAACAACACCAAGUUCUGCUGCUGCGCCAGCGACCUGUGCAACCUGAACGUGUCGGACAUCUACGUGCCGCCCGCCGACACCCGCUCGCUCCUCACCGCAACUCAGCAGUACCUGGACCAAGUGAGCGAGCUGCGAGUGCUGUACAUCGCGCUGUCCUGCACGCUGGGGCCCGGCUUCGUGGUGCUGGUGGCGCUGGCACUCUACUGGCUGCGACACAACUACACCCACGGCAAGGGCAAGCACUCCCCGGACACCAUGCACCUCAUGGAGGGGGGCCUGCACCUGGGCGGCUACACGCUCGAGCACCUCAAGCUGUCUGCCAUCGUCGGCCAGGGCCGCUACGGCUCCGUGUGGAGGGGCUCCGUGCACGACCAGGAGGUGGCCGUCAAGAUCUUCCCCAGCCACUACCGCGGCUACUUCCACAACGAGCGCGACCUCUACAGCCUGCCCUUCAUCGACAACCCCGCGCUGCUCUCCUACUACGGGUGCGAGGAGCGCGUGGGGCCGGACGGCUGCGUGGAGUACCUGCUCGUGCUGUCGUACGCCCCCAACGGCUGCCUGCAGGACUACCUGCGGAGCAACACGCUGGACUGGCCCACCUUCUGCAAGAUGGCUCUGACCGUCGCCAAGGGCCUGGCCCACCUGCACACUGACGUCCGCAAGGGAGACAAGGUGAAGCCGUGCGUGACGCACCGGGACCUCAACACGCGCAACAUCCUGGUGAAGGCAGACCUGAGCUGCUGCCUCUGCGACCUGGGCUUCGCCAUGAAGAUCUGUGGCUCCAAGUACUUCUGCAACGGGGAGGAGCAGCACGCCGAGACCAAGUCCAUCAAUGACGUGGGCACGCUGCGCUACAUGGCGCCCGAGGUGCUGGAGGGGGCAGUGAACCUGCGCGACUGCGAGUCCUCGCUGAAGCAGAUCGACGUGUACGCGCUGGGGCUGGUGCUGUGGGAGCUGGCCUCCCGCUGCAGCGACCUGUGUCGCCCGGGCUCCGAGGUGCCGCCCUACCGCCUGCCCUUCGAGGCCGAAGUCGGCCACCACCCGACCUUCGAGCAGAUGCAGGUGCUGGUGUCGCGGCACAAGGCCCGCCCCUUGUUCCCGGAGCCGUGGCGGGACUGGGCCGCGGUGCGGCUGGUCAGGGAGACGGCGGAGGACUGCUGGGACCAGGACGCAGAGGCCCGGCUGACCGCGCUGUGCGUGGAGGAGCGCAUGCAGGAGCUGCCCGCGCUCUGGGACCGCCAGCGAGGAGUGAGUCCGACGGUGAACCUGACUCACGCGGGCGCCCAGCCGCCCGUCUGCAGGCCCAGCAUCAACAACGGCUCCAUGCUGAUUGGCUGCGACAGCAACAGACUGUACCAGGACUGCCUCGCGGAGGACACGGGGGGCUCGGUGCAGUCGGCCAGCCAGAGCAGCGCGGCGGGCAAGGAGGCGCAGGAGGGGACCGUCUCCGAGGGCACCGUGGAGACGCUCGUCACCUUGUCUCCCUCCGAGCCGCAGCCGGACCCCGCCCACAAGAACGCGAACCGCGCGGCAGGGAACAGCUACAACUACUCGCUGGGCUCGGCCUCGCUACUGCAGCCCUACCAGGGCCGCAACCCCUGCAUGGAGCGCAACCUCAUGCUGCAGGCCUUGUCUGACGACGAGCUGGCGUGCCAGGGCAACACGCUGGUGGACCGCUCCCUCAAGCACGUCGCGGAGACCCGGGCGCUGGUGCCCCACGACGCGCUGGGCUCGUCCCAGCCCGCGGCGCGCCCCGCCACGCCCAUCCCCUACGUGCAGAACGCGGUGCGCGGGCCGGGCACGAGCGUGCCCAAGCAGCCCAACGUGGCGGGGAGCGGCUCGGCGUGGCGCGGCUGGGGCGGGCUGCGCCGGCGCCUGUUCGGGGCGCGGCCCUCGCGCGACAAGCGCUGCCUGCUGCCCGCGGUGGAGACGCGCGUGUCGCUGCGGCCGGGCGGCGGGGGCCGGCGCCCCGCCACGCUGCCCCUGGACCAGGUGUUCCGCUGCAAGAGCAACGUGAGCGCGGCGCGCCUGCGCCACCCGCACACGCGCGUCAAGACCCCGGGCGACGUGCCCCCCUCCGUGAGGAGGCCGCGCGCACGGCUGUCCCUCUACGACGACCGCAUGAUGGCGCCGGGGCUGUCCUGCGAGCUGCUCUGCAAGGACGAGCGGGCCUCCAGCUUCUAGCUCCGGCCCGUAGAGAUACAUGUAUGUGGUAGGGCAUUAUGAAGGGCACUGCUUCUAGAUAACAGCAGGAACACCUCGGGCAGAACCUCCAUCUUCGUGGAUUCCUCCGUCUAACGUUUUUUUUUUUUCUUUCAGGAUCUCUUUCGUGUCUGGAAAUAUAUUGUGAAAUGUUCGUCAGUUGUAGCUCAGUUUAUAGUCAAUUCAGACAUUGCAGUUACCCGUAAUCUAAUUAAAGGGGCUGCCCUGUGAAUUUUGUUUCAAAAGAAUUUUGUAAAGUACAAAAUUGCGCUGUGUUUUGAACUUGCAUGUAAGACUGUAAGUUCUUUUCUUUUUUUAGCCAAAUAUUAGUAUGAAAAUUUAUAAAUUGUGUUAUAAUAGUAUAUAAUUUUAAUGAGUGCUUUGUAAAAGAUUUUGUUUUUGCGUUAUAUUUAUAUUAUAGGUUUUUUUGAGUAUUUUAUCCAGCAAAUGGAUUUAAUUGGAAGAUGAGAUGGACGAGAAGUUAUAUACGCAUUAGAAGAAUCUACAGAAUCUCGGAAUAUACAUGUUAGUGGAGAAAGAGUGAUAUGACAGUGUCACUCAAAAGGAUUAGGGCAAGUAGUGCUAAGUAGUCACAGCACUAUUAUUUAGCACCGUAGUCCAACAGCAAACCACCAUUACAAGUUGUACUAAAGCAAGCACUUCGUGCAGCACAUACUGUUGUAUACCAUGUGAACGUAACUCGCUGGAAAUUGUGUAGCCUACACUACAAUGGAGGUGAUUCAUCGUGAAAUUAUUUUCUGUUGUGGUGUUUUAUUAUUGAAUGUAAGUGCCAAGUGAAAAAUGCUUUUCUUCAUAAUAAGUUCAAGUAAUUUUAAUUUAGAUUAAUAAAAACACUUCAUAUAACUUUUUUUAAUGAUUUUUCUUGCCUACUAAGAAAAAAUGUAGGCCUUUUGAGAAACUUGUUAACAGAAUUUUACAUUUGAUUUUUAAUUUUUUUACAGACUCUUUUUGUUAUCAUACAUUUGACGUUAUUCAAGUAUUUGCAAGUGUCAUCUCUGAUUUCGUUAUUUUGGGUGUAGCAUCUGAUUAGAAGCUUGAAGGUUUUUAUAAAGUACUCUGUGCUUCAAUUUUGUUGGAUAUUAAUCUACAAAAAUUAUUUGGUUUUGAAGUGGAAAUUGGCACACAGGUGUGGUUGGUACUGCUCACAUGUGAUUUUAAAAAAUUUGCAAACCAUUAAUGUUUUAAGACAGAGGCAAUAGAAAACAUCGACGUGUGGAACUGAAAUAUCUUGUCAGUGAGGAAGGUGAAGUGAAGAACAUCAAAAGAGAGCAAGUCUUACAUAAAUGUGUUUAUGUUUAAUAAGUGAGUUUUUAAUAUAGUUAGGACCCCAAAAAACGGUGAAGCAUGAAAGUCGCAAAAAAAUGACAAUAUUCUGUGGUUUUACAAGUUAUUUUUGCGAAAUCCAAACUUUUUGUGGAAACGCGAAUUUUGGCAUGAAAUACAGUUGUUUCCAGAAGUUACUCGACACCAUAGAUGAAAAAGUCACGCAUUACAUCAUAGAUUUGUAACACACACAACAAAUUUCAAUAGCAAAGUAAUUUGAAAUCUCAAAACUUUUUUUUCACUACAGUGCCAGUCAAUGUUAUUUAUGAAGGCCUCAAACGCAAUGCUUCGCUCUUUGUGCUGUGCGUACAACACAAAGUGAUUCAUCUUGUAUCUUCAUAUCGUUGGUUUUUAGUGUAAAAGCGGCCUUGAUUCCAGACACACUACUAUGCAUUCUUAUUUAUUCCUGGUGUUACGUAAAGUUUAUUUAUUAUUUGAUGUGACUCAACAAAUGUAGCUGUUAAUUCAUGUGGAUAAAAACUUUGUUUAGUGGAAAACUUUCAAACAGAUAUGAAAAAUAAUACAGAAAUAACCCAUCUUCUCACUGAUUUACACUAACGUUUUUGUAAUUUUAUGUUUAUCAAACAAAUUCCUUAUUUACAUAAUUACCUUAAGUCUUUAUGACAACAUCUAGGAAUGUACACUAGGUGUAGGUUCUGAUUGUUUAUGCCAAAUAAUAUAAUUGAUGUACUGCUUUGUUUAGUACCUACCAUGUUUCAUUGAUUUCACAGUAAGCUAUUAAUUUUUUUUUUGUUGAAUUUUAUGAAAGUUAUAGAGAUAGUCAUGUGUAUAUUAAAUAUUUAACUCUGAAUAGAGCCUGUUUUGUGGGGGGGGAAAUAAUACAGUAAAACCCAUUUAAGACGAUAUGGCUUAAGACGUUUUCCAAAUAAAAGGUCAGACUAAUAUAGUACCAAAAGUUUCCCAUGCCAUUAACGUUAACUAGUAUACCUCGUUUAAAACAUUUUGGGGUCAUUAGAUUUUUCCGCUUAAAAAGCACUACAUCAACACAAAAAAAAAAUCUUUGUGUUCUUUCAUAAAUCUUAAACCAUUACAUGCCCAAAUGCAUUCUGAGCAUAUUUCCACUUGUUUUGCACAGUAUGUUUAGGUUUGGGUUUAUAUAUGGAUGCUCGGCACAUCAAGCAGUGCUGUAAAGGUGGGUUUACGAUUGAAAAUUAAGAAUUAAGACUUAAGACUUAGUCGUGUUCUUACCAUAUGACUCUAUGUAAACUAGUGGAAUGGUUUAUUAUUGUUGUGUGCGAACCAUAUGAUGACUUAAGACUUAACAGAAAUGGUUAUAUUUUAUAUUUUUCGUUAAGACUUAAUGGAAGCGACCAAUCACAACAAACCGGAACCUUUCAACCGGAAGUUUAUGUCUUAUUAUUGGACCGAGCGAGGCAGCAUUUUGGGUUAGAAUUCGUAUAUUUGUCAUUUGUAAUCAUCAUCCAUUUCGAAAAAUAGAUAUCCCAUUUGUCAAUAACGUAUUUCAAACCUGCUUCUCCGUUUCGAACAAUGCCCGACCAUGUGUUUUGUGCUGUGAUUGGUUAGAAUUAACGACUUCUAUGUCAAUCAUAAACUGGAAAAUGUAGUUUUGGCUUAAUCGUGUGCUUGAUGUUAAGUUAUAAUUCUUAAGGAAAUCAAUCGUAAACCCAGCUUAACGUCUAACUUGCCCAAUAUGUAUCAGGCCAUGUACGGUAACUAUGGUACUGCAUCCCAUUUUUUUGGCCCGUAACAUUUAACUUGCACAAUACCUAUGUAUCAUGUAUGUAUGUAUAUAUGUAUGUGGAACUUUGUCCGAGUUUAUGCGUCACUUGCCGUUCAUUUGUUUUCACUUCACUUGUGUCAUGCACCAUUUUCAGCUUGGUUAACGGUAAAUAAUAGAUGUAUAUUUUGUACGUGUGUUACUUUUUGAUAAUGCAUAGUACAAAUUAAUUAUGUUUAUGUGGAUAAGGAUAUUUGUACUCAAUUUUUAGUAACAGUUGUUAGUACACUUACAUCUUUAUAAUUUUGUUUAUGUUAACCGUUAACCUAUAUUAAUGUAAACAAAAUUAUAAGGAUGAUACAUUAAAUGACCACUACUGUAGAGACCUGGAAAAAUCAUGUCUCGUGAAUUUGAGAAAAAUUACUUAACACUAUUAACAGUUGGAAAUGAGUUUUAAUGCAAGUUAAAUAUUUCAGGAAAUGUUUGAAUUUGCGAAUUUCUUUGAAAAUGAUUGUAUUCACAUAUUUUUGUAUCCAUUCAAAUAUAUUCACAGAUUUUUAGUUAUUUCACGGAGUUUUUUGUAUAAUUAUUAAAUAAAUAAUCGGGAAUGCAGCUUGACGGCAGAAGAUUAUUACUUUAGCGCAUCAGCCUGAUUUCAGUGGCAGCGGAAGGCAGAGAUUAUAUAAUAAUUUUUUUUAAUUGCAGACAGAUUUUAAAAAUAAUAUCUCACUCUGGUAUAGUUUUUUUUUUUUUUUUUUUUUUUAAUCUUUAAGAAAAUAAUUUUGGUUAUAAUAAUUCAUAUAUAAUAAUAAAUAGAUUAAUUGAACAUAAAAUUUAAAUUGUGAUUCAACCGGACACGCAUGUCGGGCAUGUUCCUUGGCAGAUGCUGCCAGGAAGGAAUAGUGGCCUGUGCUGAUUCAGGCAUCAGCAGUCAAAACAAAAACUUCCUUUGUUCUAUUAACUCGCGCUCCCAAGCCUUCAAGGGGAUGACUAGUUAUGUUAUCUCUUUCAUUCUUGAGUUAUCUUGGGAUAUUUUCAUCACUCCUAGCCCUUUUCUGAAGUGUUUCUCCAAACAUUCUCUAAAUGGGUGCUGUUGUAUUUCAAGUAGUUUACCGUUUUAAGGAGUGGUUAGGAUGGGUAUAUAGGUAUAUUACUAAUAACUGUGGUAUCGUGGAAAUUAUGGUUGGAUUUUGUUAGCUAUAUUGUAAAUACUUAAAAAUAGUAUGAAUUGUUGGUUAGGUUAGUUUAGCUGUAUUAAAAUACUGUAAAACCAUAAUAAAUUACCAAAUUAUAAUGUACACCUAUCCCUCACUUUGCACAACUUAUUCGUUCCUAAAAUUGCUCAUGUUAUUCGAAAUCACGUAUUCUGAAGCAUUAGUUUCUAUAAAUAGCAAGGAUAAUUUAUUUGAAGUGUUCCAAAAUUGUGUAGGAAAAUAUACUUUACGUAAUAUAAAUGUGUUGAAUAACACUCAACUAUAAAUAUUUCCCGCCAUUUUCUUUAUAUGCCUCCCAUCGCACUUUGUAUGACAAAUAUGACACUGUGUAACAGGAGAUACGUGGCUAUGUACUUUAUCGUCAGUCGGCUGGCUGACUUUCCCGCCUGGGCGUGACCUUCAACUCACGUUGCGUACCUUUCCAAACCAUCCUUUACUGACAGUGAAACCGAUAUUACUGUCGGAAUAAUUACAUUUCAAUUUUUCAAAAAUUAAAGUGCUUAUUCACAUAUCACCACCUGGUUCACACCAAUCCUGUCAAGCUAAUUUUUUUUCUUGCAACAAUCAUGUAACAACCUUUUCCACGUGAAUCAUCUGUUCAUUUCUAUUCCGGUAUCUAAUGUAAAAUAUAUUCCCGCUAGUACAUACAACAGCAUCAGACUAAUAAUACGUUUGGUAAGAAUCCUUAUUUCGUACGAUUGUGCGCACAGUUGACUUGCUUAAAACUAAAGUGCGACCAACAUAAGUGUGGCCUUCAUGACAAUUUGCAUGCCGUAAUACUUCUAGUUUUGUCUCAAAUACUUGAACACGAUGCAUUGAGUGAUCAAGCACGUAGUUACUGGCAGCUGAAUAGGAAGACGUUGCUUUUGUUUGAGUGAAUUCCCUGCCACUGGCUUGACUGAGUUGACGGCCCGGUUUGUGGCCAGGCGACAACGGUACGGCACGGCGCCAUACACACGGACGUAAAAACAAUUGACCCUUUACACUCCAUAGCCGCAAUUUAACAUGCCAUAGCUGAUGUUUGUCCAACAGCCAAUAGCGUAGACAGACCUGCGCGCGCAUCUCUUCCCCCCUUGUUUGACUAACUGUAUCCCACGGCACAUCUGUCGUUUACAGAAGUUGAAACAGACUUCGUGGUGUCAUGCUCGACUUUUUUUUUUUCCUGCCAUUUUCGUGCUAAGUUAAAUUUACAGAUGUGCUAUUCAAGACUGAGGCAGUAAAAUUCACAUCGCGUUAAAUUAAUCUGUUCAAUUUUAAGACGUGCUAAGUGAGGGAUAGGUGUACGCAGGUAACUUAACCUAACCAGCUGUUUACACCAUCUUACAAUGUUUUUUAUGUAGCUACUUAACCAAUGGUUCACACAGUUUCACAGUACUUUUAAUGUACCUAACCAAGCCACUCGUUAAAAGGGUAACUUUUUUAGAUAUUAAAUAAGAUAACCCUCUUAGAUAAUGCUUAAAAAAUGUCAGGUUUGUUUAUUUUCUUUAUGGAAAAGUUGUUUUUUUUUCUUUCAUUAUUACAAAAUAAUUCUUUAUAUUCAAUUCAUAGGGUACAGACUACAUAUUUUACGGAAGUAAAAGGCAAAAAAAAAUAUAUACCAAAUUUAUAGCUAACAAAUUUUUUACAACAAUUUUUUGUGCCUCUUUUAUGUACCUACUUUCUGCACUGCUUUUGCCUUUUUUUUAAGAUGAUUUUGAACAAUUUUAUUUAUCAUUUUCUAUGGUUACUAAUACAUAUAUAGUACCUGCACCUAGUGCAACAUGAUGAUUUUUUGAUAUACGUGCCACGGAUCCAGGGAACAUGCAUAGGAACAUCAAUUGAUGUGAAGUUUGCAGUUUUUUUCAUGUUUUAAUCACAGUCAACGUAAUUAAAAAUGUUUAUUUUGGAUUUGACGUCGGGGGAGGGGGGGGGUUUACGUGAUUAACUAAUUGGGUGCUUUAAGGACCGUGGACUCGGUCCCGGGAUCGUGACGUGGCCCGUGUGGGUGCGUGCAGGUUUGAAGCCUGCCUACCAACCUGCUCUGAGCACUGCCAAGUAAUGGUCGUCGGUGGGCGCUUGGGGCCGGUACACGUGGUCGCACAAUCCAGUACUCACAGAUUCUGGUCGAGACGUGCACGAGCGAACACAGUAAUGAAAGUAAACUUCAUGUGAUGAGCUGCAAAAGAUGCCGCUGGCAGUUCGGCCAGUUUAGGGCCGGACCAGGACACCGCGUGGCCUGGCCUCUAGACGAAGUCACGCUGUUUGAUUUAAAACGUACUUUUGAACUUCAAUGCUUAAUUAAACAAGUCUGCUAUCCGGGGCAGGCCUCGAAGAUAAAGAAAAAGGUUUACAACUACAUUAAUGACGGCGGGUGCUAAAGAUCAGUUGAAUUAGAACAGUGGAGUCGACGAGGUGCGUAGGAUGUCUCUCCUCCCCCGGGCAGCGGCUGAGAGAGUCUGGGGUGUCGUCGGGGUGUCAUGGCGGUAGAAAGCAGUUGUAUUACCGUUAGGCCGUUUAUAUUUGCGUGAAACGGACAACCCUACAAAACCUCUCGAGCACUAAAUAAUAAAUUACAAUUAAUUAUUACUAUUAGGGAUUAAUUACAUUUAAUUGUAGUAAUUAUGAAUUAAGUUCUAAAGAAAACUGCACACAUAAUGGUUAAUUCCAAAAUGUUUGUGCACUGCUCUGGUUCGUCCAUUUUCGCGUAAACGUCGCAUGUUGUUUUUGGUCCCGCUAUUAUAUCCCGAGCGCUUUGUGUAGGUAUCUUUUCCGUAUAAAACGAUUUAUUUUAAAGUAGAAAUCUAAUAUAUAUUCAGACAUUACCACUUACUUAUUUUAACGGAAAUACUAAGUUGUUUGACGUGUAAAUUUUUUUUGAAGACUUUUUCAACGUUAUAACCUUUUUCUGACUGCCUGCGUCGCCGCGGUGUACCGCUUUUAAACAUGUAGCCAGCGCUAGUUGGCAUCAUUCAUGUUUGGUUAUGUUGCUUCCCGUAUAGAGCGCGCACACGUAGUCUAGUAUCGAUAUCUCGCCGAUUGCAUGCAACGCGUGCUCUCUGACAGGUGCCGAGUUAAAUAGAUUUGAUGGCCCGCAUUCUUUCGUGGCAAGUGUGUACUACGACAGUUACGCGUUCACGUCACAUAUUCAAGUGGCUUGCGUUCGAGUCAUAGAUUUUGUUUUUCUAAGCAAAGUUGAAGAAAGGUUUUUGUUAAAUGAAUUAUUAAUAUAAAUUUUUUGGCGUGCUAUUGUAUACUCCACCUUUUUUUAAAUAAACGUAAUUUCCAUGAACAGGUUUUGCUUUUAUGAAUAACUUUACCUAACAAAAAAACUUUUUUCCCGCAUAAUCGUCGCACCCCUACUUUUCAAACUUGAUUUUAGAAUAAAAUGUGCGACGGUUAUGCAAGAAAACACAGUAAAAUAUAAGUAAAAUUACAAAUUAUAUUAAUUAAAACAUUAUUUGAGGGGUGCGUGGCACAGACUCUGGGGCGGACACACGCGCUCACACACUUGUUGGCGGGAGGUUUGAAUAGAGGGUGAUGGUGGGGGAGACACAUCGAGCUCAGGGAGGGCGUAGCCCCGGUCAACGUCAGAUUAGUACCAACCAUUAUGUGUGGAACUGAGAGUUGAGGAAAACCCUUUUAAGAAGUUCCUAUUUAAGAAGAUUGCCUGUUUUAAAUCUUUAUCAAAUCAAGUUUUAAAUAUUUUUGCACAUGACAUGCAAAACACUUUUAAAAAGUUUUUUGUUGGUAAAAUUAAAUUUUCAAGUUCCAUGAGGUAUUAGAAAUUCUUAACAGAGAAAUGCUGAUUCCCUGUAAAAAUAUAUUUUUUUUCCUUAAAAAGAAGUUUGUUGUUUUCCUUCUUUUUUUUUCUGUGCUGGGUUUUUUGGGCAGUCACAAUCUGUUGUCCUUGUAAUGUUUAAGAGAAGUCAUGUUUAGAGUAACAUUUCCAAGACACUAAGGACUGCUGACAGUUGACCAUCAACCACACGUUUGAUAUUUAACUAUUUAACAAGAAUCUUUCAUACUAGGUGUGUACUUAGAUUGGUUGUAAUGAAUUUCCUAAAUUAAAUUAAUGUGGUCUAUUUUAUGUAAGUAACAACAAAAUCCAAUUACCGUAGUCACCCGAAAAUAAGACAAGAGUUUUUUGUUCGCCUUAUAACCAACAGCAAUGGAGAAUUUGGGAAAAUGAUAAGUUGUUAGUUGUUAUAUUGUAAAAAUUGUUAAUUGAAAAAUAAAAAUUUUAAAAUUACAUUUUUUUAAAUUGAAUGGAAGUUUUAUAGAUGACAUAAAAACAAGUUAUGCAUUUUUAAUUUGCCCAGAUUUGGGCAAGAUAAUGUAAAAUUACAUAUUUAAAAAAAAAAAUUUUUCUGUUAAGUGAGCUAAAAUUUUUCUUGGAAUAUUGACUUGUGUAAUAGGGGUCAUCUCACAUUCAGGGUCGACUUAUUUUCGGGUGAAUACGGUAUACAUGUGUGAUGUGUGUGUGUGUUAGGUUUUUUUAUGCGGUCAAGAGAUUUUAGAAAUUGUGUUAUAAUUUUGUCAUUGGCUGUGCAAAGUUUUUGCUCAAUAUAAUUAUUAAGAUCUCUGUGAUUGAUACUUUUUGAAUGAUUUGUUCUCUGCUGCAAUGUUUGAAUGUGGUUGAGUUGAACACUUCUCUUAGAAAACUUUUUUUUUUGGGCCAAACACAUGCCUGACUUAUCAAAUGGUUUAAUCUUUGUAUGUUUGUAAUUUUAAUUGCAAAUGUUUUCUUUUAAGUGGGUUUUAUUGCAAGAUAUGAAUUAAAUGUGUAUCUUUUAAUGUGUUUGGGGUUAUCAUAGAUACUUCA